GAAGCUCCCGGCGGCGCUCUGGCCGUACUCGCUCUAUGGCGCGGCUGACGUUGGACACAACAAAGAUGGCGGCGGGAGGCGGAGGCGGUAGCAGUGGGAGCAGCAACUACUGGGAAGACCUGCGGAAGCAAGCCCGGCAGCUGGAGAACGAGCUGGACCUCAAGCUAGUCUCCUUCAGCAAGCUCUGCACCAGCUACAGCCAUGGCAGCUCCAGAGACGGAAGGCGCGACAGGUAUAGCUCCGACACAACUCCUCUCCUGAACGGAUCGAGCCAAGACCGAAUGUUUGAAACGAUGGCUGUGGAGAUUGAGCAGCUCCUGGGGAAGCUCACAGGGAUCAACGAUAAGAUGUCAGAGUAUGCCAACAGCGCCGGUGUGCCCUCCCUCAACGCAGCACUCAUGCACACCUUGCAGCGGCACAGAGACAUCUUGCAGGACUACACCCAUGAAUUCCACAAAACCAAAACCAACUUCCUCGCCGUCCGCGAAAGAGAAAACCUCCUCGGCUCGGUGCGGAAAGAUAUCGAAUCCUACAAAAGCGGGAGUGGCGUCAACAACCGGCGGACGGAGCUCUUCUUGAAGGAGCACGAACACCUCCGAAAUUCCGACCGGCUGAUAGAAGAAACAAUAAGCAUUGCAAUGGCGACCAAGGAAAACAUGACCUCCCAGCGAGGGAUGAUGAAGUCCAUUCAGAGCAAGAUGAACUCCUUGGCCAACCGCUUUCCGGCCGUCAACAGCCUGAUCCAGCGGAUCAACCUGCGCAAGCGGCGCGACACCUUCAUCUUGGGCGCCGUCAUCGGGAUCUGCACCAUCCUCCUUCUCCUCUACGCAUUCCAUUGACGGACGCUGUGCGCCCGGACCACGAGAGAGACUUUCAGGGGGGCGGGGGGUCGAAAUGGCCGGCCCACUCCCUCCCAUUAAGGCCACGUUCUUAACGGCUUUGGGGAAACCGAGGCAGGAAGCUUAGGCGGGACGCUCUCUCCGUCUCUUCCUUCCCAAGGUGAUGAUGACGGCCUUGUUUAUCCCCUUUCCUCAUUCGCGUUGCUCUGGAGUUUGGGCUCGGUUCCCAUUCUCUGCCCCGGUCUGCAAAGAUCUCCCUUUUUUUUUUUUUUUUUUUUUGGAUUGGGGCUCCCAGUAUCCCCCAGUCCAUGCAGCCAGUUGGGAUGCUGGCAGUUGGAUUUCUUUGUCCGCCCCCCAUCCCCCUCCCCCCCAAAAAACUCCCAGGAAUUUAAUUAAAUCGCUUUGGAAGCUUC
This is a messenger RNA of Anolis sagrei ordinatus, 1252 nucleotides long. NCBI's taxonomy places the organism in Eukaryota, Metazoa, Chordata, Lepidosauria, Squamata, Anolidae. The record is from RefSeq and is a predicted model, not a curated record.